Durio zibethinus is the source of this 2023-nucleotide messenger RNA. Lineage: Eukaryota; Viridiplantae; Streptophyta; Magnoliopsida; Malvales; Malvaceae. The record is from RefSeq and is a predicted model, not a curated record.
AUAUAGCUGUAUUUCAACCAAACCCCUCUCUUCGCCACUUAUAUCUUGUUAAGCUCUCAACCCGCUUGUAUUUCUCACAACUUCAAAACUCAUUUCAUUUCAUAAUAAUAAUAAUAGAAAUAAUCUACUCCACCGAACCACCACUGCCUUCGCUGCUGCCGUUUCCUCCGCUUAUUUCUACAAAAAAUAUGGAGCAAAAGCUAACGGUAGAGAUAGACCAAAUGCCUCCACGUGGAGCUCACCACAGGCGGGCACUCUCCGACACAACUUUCCGUUUCGACGAUCUUCUCCUCUUUGACCCGUCCGACCUCGAUCUUUCCUACCUUGACCUCCCGGCUUCCUCCUCCAAUCCCACUCUGCCACCUGUCAUACCGGUUCCCGCACAUUCCUCCGACGACUCCUCAUCCAGCGGUCUUCCUCGCUCCUCCCACAAUAACCCUAAGCAUAUCCGUAGUCUUUCUGUUGACUCUGAUUUCUUCGAAGGACUCGGGUUGACUGGACCCGCGAUUUCCGGAGGAGCUGGAGAUGAAAAAUUUAGCGAGAAAGGAAGGGUGGGAGAGAAGAGGGUUCACCAUAGGCAUAGUAACUCGAUGGAUGGGUCGACUACGGCUUCGUUUGAGAUUGAGUCUUUGAUGGCCGUUGACGGUAUUAAGAAGGCUAUGGCUCCUGAUAGACUUGCUGAACUUGCCCUUAUUGAUCCCAAGAGAGCUAAAAGGAUUCUGGCUAACAGGCAAUCGGCUGCGCGAUCAAAGGAGAGGAAGAUUCGAUACACGAAUGAGCUGGAGAAGAAAGUGCAGACUCUUCAGACAGAAGCUACCAAUCUCUCCGCACAGGUCACAGUGCUACAGGAAUCAUUUUCCAUGCUUCAAUUUGUUUGUCUCGACCUAUCAGUUCAUCAUAUCCAAUACUUUGGUAUUAGAGGGUGUAUGCCUACAUUGCUUGGACUGGGACACUACUUCUGGACAUGGGAUGUGUCCAACGUAGCUUUUCAACUGUUCCAUAUUCAACCUUUGGUUCUGCUACCACCAUAUAGGCCAUAUGUAUGCCACGAGAUCUCUAAGAGGUUGGGUUGGUCAAAUUUUCAGCCCAUGGAUAAACUCCUGCAGUUUUAAUUAUGUUGUCUUUCAGAGGAAUUUAGUUUAAAGAGAUAUUCUCAUUACUUUGAUCUUUUCUACCUCCUUUAACUUCUUAAAGUUUGUUACAAUCAAGUAUUCGGAAAUUUCCACUUUAUUUUCCAUAUAUUACUGGUUGUUAUCAAGCAUGUCAGUGUGUCUUCUUAUUGGAGUUCAUAGAUGAUCAGUUAUAGAUGGUAGCAGAAAGAGGAAGAAACAAGUAAAUAAAGGGAAAUCAGACAAAAAAAAAAGAAAAGAAAUAAACAGAAAAAUCUCCUGAGAGAAAUCUAGAAACAACAGAAGGAAAAGAGAUAGCCUGGGAAAAAUCUCAGUUCAUAAUUUCUCAUUGACCCUAAGCUACUGGAAACUGAAAUGAGACAAGUACUUCUUGGCUACUUCCUAAGCCCUGAUACUUGGGAAUCAAGCUAAAAUAACUUUAAAUAUUCUGAAAUAUAUAAUUCUAGUAAUACUAUAAAAUCCCUAUUAACUUGAUCCUUCAAUCAACUGUUUUUUGUCCCUCAUAUGUUACUUAUCCAGUUCUACAUUCAUAAGAUAUUAAUCUAGUCAAUGUGCUAUUUUAAGAAUGAAGGGCAUGCAUGUGUACACUUUCAUGGCUUUCUUUGGUUGAUGUGACAAUACUCAUGUCUAUGUCUAAAAUUGUUCAUUGAUGGUUUGCUGAUCAUUUUGCUAGUUGCUUUUGCAGAUUCCUUGCCUUUGUGUUUUGCCUAUUUGCGUUGUCUAGUUUGCAUAAUUUAUCUGAUGUGGUUGUCACUUUGACUGCUUAGUUAUCUUGCACCUAAGGAUAUGACUGUAUUUCUAGAGUCCUGUUGAGUUAUUUCUGCUGAAUCUGCUAACCUGGAAGCACCUGUUUUUCAUCUUUGAGGCUUUGAUAUUUGUUUUAGUGCACCCAA